Molecule: messenger RNA, 1975 nt
Organism: Episyrphus balteatus (marmalade hoverfly)
Lineage: Eukaryota; Metazoa; Arthropoda; Insecta; Diptera; Syrphidae
Exons: 4
Coding region: 219-1832 (537 amino acids)
Source: RefSeq, a predicted model, not a curated record
CGCAACUUUGUGCGGGUAGGUAGCUUGGUUACUUUAACUUUUAUAUCGAGUUUCAUUUGAACGAGCUUUAGUCAUUAACCAAAUUUACUGGAGGAAACAUAAUAAAAGACACUAAGCAUUCGCUCAGAUUGCAAGUCAUAUAGAAGGCGUUAACCUAACCUAAGAAAUCAUACAAAUAUUUAAAACUUGGAAUAUUAACAAAUAAAAACACAGACAAAAUGGGAGCUGAUAUUUCAUUACAAAGACCUGGAUGUGUUCUGACACCGAAACACAGAUGGGUUCAUUCAACACCACACGUCCCACUUCCACCAUUCGCCGUUGUCGGUGGACACGAUUGUGAUGGUUCACCAAUCUAUGUUGGUCGUUCUUACCACGAAGGUGACAAUUUGCCAGCAAAAGUUGUUCCUAGCAAACAUACUGCCUACGUGUGCUGGGGUGGUCGCGAGAUCACCAAGAGUCACUUUGAAAUCCUUACUGGCAACCAUUACCGAUGGAUUCCAUGCGCUGCCGGUUCAGUUCCACCAAAUGCUGUUCUAGCCGGAAAUACUUGUACCGGUGAGCCACUUUAUGUUGGCCGUGGUCAUUGGGAAGGAAGUUUGACAGUUGGUAAAAUUCAUCCAUCCCAUCAUUGUUUGUACAUUCCAUUUGGAGGUGAAGAACGUCGUUUGGAUUGUUAUGAAGUUUUAGUUUAUGAGAUGUCACACUCAUGGCAACAUGGUUCAUCCAAUUAUAUGCCACCAGGUGGAGUUGUUGCUGGUCAUGAUACUGAUGGAUCAACGAUUUAUGUGGGUCGAGCUCAUAAUGAUGGACAAAGCUGGGUCUCAACUUCGGCACAUGCACCCAUGCCUCCACUCGCUGUUGUUGGUGGUCAUGAUGUUGAUGGGUCAACCAUUUACGUUGGUCGAACAUUCCAUGAAGGCGAUAUGCUGACUGCCAAAGUAAUACCGUCAAAGAGAACAGCCUACGUCAGUUGGCAAGGUCAGGAAAUUCCCAAGACACAUUUCGAAGUUCUUUGUGGAAGUCAUUAUGUUUGGCGACCAUGUUACGAUCAUAUAAUUCCACUUAAUGCUGUGGAAUGUGGUCGAACACGAUCUGGUCAGAGGGUCAUUGUUGGGCGGGGACAUUUUGAAGGCAGCUUGACAGUGGGCAAGGUGAUGACAGUUCACAGAGCUCUGUUCAUACCGUUUGGAGGUUGUGAACGUCGUUUGGAUAGUUAUGAAAUUUUGGUGAAAGAAACACCAAUUCCUGGCCCAACUUGGGUUUCAUCUACGGGAUGUAAUGUCCCAGCAAAUGCUGUCUAUGCUGGUCAUGAUACUGACAGUGCGACUAUCUACGUCGGACGAGCUUUUCACAAUGGUGACCUUUUACCAGCAAAAGUCAUUCCAAAUAAGUCUUGUGCUUAUAUAUGUCAUGGUGGUUGUGAGAUUGUGAAAGAUCACUUUGAAGUGCUCACUGGCUUUGGUUAUCGAUGGGUUCCUGCUGCAGAUGGUUUUGUUCCACCUGGAGCUGUUGAAGGUGGACGAACGGUUCAAGGUGAACCAUUGUUUAUAGGAAGAGCUAACUAUUGUGGAAGUUUGACGCCGGGAAAAAUACAAAAAUCCCAUGGUUGUUUGUAUAUUCCAUUUGCUGGUCAAGAGAGACGUGUAGUGAGCUAUGAGGUGCUAGUUGGUAAUGAUGCCCCACCAAUGCCAGGUGCUUAUCCUGUUCUUCCACCGCCAUAUACAAAGCACGAUGAUGAUGAACAUCAUCAUCAUCACCACCAUCACCAUCAUCCGUCGCCAUCGCCACCACCACCGUAUAAUCCUGGUUUUGGCUUUAAGAUAAAAUUUUAAAAGUACCUAACUAAUUUGUGAUUGCAAAGAUCAAAGGGAUAAUGGGAAUAAUUUAUUUUUAAUGCUAUAACAAUUUAGAGUAUCGAGUUAAUUUUUUUUUUCACCAAAAGCUUUUUAUAAAAUAAAUUAAAUAUAAAAUUAAA